AUGCAUCUGUACCUAGCGCUGAUCUCGUGCCUUGUGUGCACCGCGCACUGCUGGCAAUUCGAUGGCGGGGGCGCUGGUGCGGCUGCUGUGCGUAGACUGCUGCAGCGCAGUGUCAGAAAUACGCCACGAGCAUUGGCACGUGGUCCGCCGCCCGGACGAGGAUCGGCCGCGCUGCUCGGCAGCCAGCAGCAGGAUGUGCUAUACGCCUGUCCCCUGAACUCGAUGUGCCAGUGCGCCGGUCUGCCCAACGAGACGUCAACACUGAUUGAGAUUAAUUGCAACGAGGUGGCACUCUACAAGUUUCCAGAAUUCAUACACAGCAGCGUGCGCUACAUCGAAAUGUCCAAUACACAUCUGCAGAGCGUCGACGAUGAAACAUUUCAGGGACUGCGUCUGAAGACGUUGAAGCUAAUCGACAACGAGCUGCAGGACAUAUCUGAGCGCAGUUUCAGCACCAUGACAUACUCCUUGAUGACCCUGGAUAUAUCGGGGAAUAAGAUGCAGCAGCUGCCACUUGAGGCACUGCAGAGACUGCACUCGUUGACGCGACUUGUGGCGCAACGCAAUCACAUAACCAGCCUGGAUGGUAACUGGGAGGCGCAACAUGAUACGUUGCGAUCCCUGCAUUUAUCCGGGAAUGAUAUCACCGAAGUGGCGCCAGGUGGCGCUUUCGAUGCGUUAGCAUAUAACGGUGAUAACAACAGUUCACAGCCCAACAGCCUGGCUGCCAUUGGUGUGCAGAAUGGUUUGGACGGGAGCAAUGUGCUGCAUUCAGCCAAUCCCGGUUCGGGGGAUCGGUUUGAGCAGCUGCAGAAAUUGCUGUGGCUCGACUUGUCCAACAAUCGGAUAACUCAUGUGUCGGCCAACUAUCUGCCACGUUCACUGGUCACCGUGGAUCUGUCCAGCAAUCUACUAUCCGUCUUCCCCCACCAGCUGUUCGAACAGCUGCCAGAGCUCCGGAUCGUUAGCCUGCGCGACAAUCUACUGCGCAGCGUCCAUGGCAAGGAGAGGGAGAAGGAGCUGCAGUUGCGAACACUGCGCAUGCAUCUGGAGAAGCUCGAUCUGGGCCAGAAUUGCAUUGAGCAGCUCGAGUCGGAUUUCUUUCAGCAAAACUACUCGGAUGUGCACAUACGUGCACUCAACAUGGAACAGAACUACGUGACCCAGCUGCCGGCGGAGGUGUUCCGGGCAACGGGUAUUGUGCAUCUUGUGCUAGCAUUCAAUGCCAUCAGUCGUGUGCAUCCAGCGGCCUUUGAGGGUCUGACGGAUACGCUGGAGUAUUUGGAUUUGGAACGCAAUCAUUUGACCACUGUGCCGGUGGCCAUAUCCACACUGCAUCGCUUGCGUUACUUAUAUCUCACCUCCAAUCGGAUCAAUCAGCUGAGCAAUUUGCCCAGCCUCACAUCGAAUCUGAAGGUGCUCAGCCUGAGUGGCAAUAAUUUCACAAUGAUUCCCGUUCUGGGACUGAAGAACUACACACAGUUAUCGUAUCUGAAUAUGGGCUAUAAUUCCAUUGCGGACAUACCCGAGGGCAUCUUUGCUGUCGAUGGUUGGGGCUCCAAUUUGCAAACGAUUCUCCUGCGGAACAAUAAGAUUACCCAUCUACACUUGGGCUCGUUUGCGGGUCUCGAUCAAAUCCAGGAGAUAAGUCUGAGCUUCAAUGAUAUAACCAUACAUCAUCCGUUGGUUUUUGAGAACAUUUCGCAUACGUUGAAAAUUCUGGAGCUCUCCUUUGCCGUCUUUCCAGCUCGAAGUCUGGAAUCGUUGGAUCCGUUGGAUGCAUUGCUGCCGCUGUCGCAGCUUAUCUGGCUGGGACUGGAUAAUAAUAAUUUGAAGACAAUUUCCAAUGAGUCGUUUGCCCAAAUGCGCGAACUGAGCUACAUUAAUUUGAGCUUCAAUCAGCUCAAAUCACUGCCACACGGCCUGUUUUUGCCCGAGGCGCAUAGUCAUCUCGUGGAGAUUGAGCUCUCCUACAAUGCCCUGGACCGGCUCGAGUCGCAAACAUUUCACAAUCUGGGGGAUUUGCAGACACUGAAUCUGCAAUCAAAUCAGUUGCGGAGCAUUGCCAGACACGCAUUUCACAAUCUGGAGUUCCUACGCUAUAUAGAUCUAUCGCAUAAUCGUCUGGGUAAUAUAUCGCAUGGUGCAUUCACUGUGCUGCCCAAUUUGGGUGCACUGGAUCUGAUGCAUAAUCAGCUGUGUGCAUUGUCCUUGAAGUCCUUUCAUUAUGUAUCGAAUGCGACAACACCGUUGCGCCUUAAUCUCAGUCACAAUCACAUCUCGAGCUUCGACGAUGAGCUGAGCAGCUAUAUGUAUAUAUAUCAGCUGGACAUCAGUCACAAUCAUAUCUCCAAAUCGGACAGCUUCACGAAUCUGGCCAACACACUGCGCUUCCUCAAUGUCGCACACAACUCCCUGGGUGGUCUGCAGAGUCAUGCAUUUGGUGACCUGGAGUUCCUGGAGAUACUCAAUUUGUCGCAUAACAAUCUCAGCUCGCUGCGCCGGCGCAGCUUUCAGGGCCUGAACAGUCUGCAGGAGCUGGAUCUGAGUCACAAUCAGCUGGAUCAGCUGCAGGUGGAGCAGUUCUCCAAUCUGCGCAAGCUGCGAAUCCUGCGCAUCUGCUCGAAUCGCCUGCGUGCGCUGCCCCGCGAGGUUUUUAUGAAUACGCGCCUGGAGUUCCUCGAUAUAUCCGAUAAUCAGCUGAGUGUUUGGCCCGUGCCAGCAUUUACGGACAUUGGAUUCACCCUGAGAUCCAUACAGAUGUCGCGGAAUAAUUUGGAGUAUUUGGAUGCAUCGAUGUUUGUCAACUCACAGUUCCUCUACGACAUUAGUCUGGCGCGGAAUCGCAUCACUAUCUUGCCGGACAAUACGUUCAGCUUCCUCAACAAUCUGACCAAUCUGGAUCUCUCCGAGAAUCCGUUAGUUACCACCAAUUUGCGGGAGGUCUUUGUGCAUACGCCUCGUGUCCGCAAACUGAUCCUUCAUCACAUGGGUCUCUAUGUGCUGCCGACGUUGAAGCUGCCGCUGCUCUCCUAUCUGGACGUCAGUGGUAACUAUCUGCAGGAGCUGUCACCGCUGGGUGCACUGCGUCAUCUGCGACACGUGAACGUCUCCCACAACAAGUUGAUCAAUGCCAGCUGCGCUGUGGAACACUUACCGACCUCGGUGCGAGUGCUGGAUCUGGCUCACAAUCCGUUGCGUCGCAUCACGCUGCACGAUCUGCUCAGUCUGCGGCAUCUGUCCGAGCUCAAUCUGCUGGACGUGAAGGUGGCCAAUCCGCAGGCCUUCUCAAAAUUGCGAUCCCUGCGCAAACUGCACGCCAGCUCGCAUGCAAAUCUCGGUGAUUUGGUCGCCCGUUUGCCGGGCCUGCAGGAGUUGCGAGUCCAUUGUCUGGAGUCCAAUAUUGGCGGUCAGCUGCUGCAGAGGUUGGUGAACAACACCAAGUUGCAGCUGGUGGAGCUGUAUGGCAGCAAUGUGCAGACAAUCUCACCGGACGCCUUCUCGGGUCUCGCACGCAAUCAGCAGCUGCAGGUGAAGAUCUCGCACACUCGCAUCUCCGACUUGCCACCCGGGAUAUUCUAUGCGUUGCGCGAGGUGCCCCACCUAUCCAUUGAUAUCUCGCACAAUCGCAUCAAUGCGCUGGCCGCCGACAGCUUCUAUCCCAACAAGAGCUAUUGGGAUGCUGUCGGCACGCGCAGCAUUAUGGGUGGUCUAAUCACUUCGCACAAUCCCCUUGAGUGCGAGUGUGGAUUGGUCUGGUUUGGACACUGGCUGCGACGCUGGCUCCGCGAAUCCGCACAGAUCAAAGUCAUACAGAAGGAUGACCUCAAGCGCAUGGUGCAGCGUGCGCGUGCCAAUACCUGCCAUGAUCCAACAUCGGGUCGCCAUCUGCCCAUCUUGGAGAUAUUUCCGGAGGAUUUGCUGUGCCAGGCCAGUGCAUUGAGCAGUUCCGGACAGCGUAUCUUUCUGUUAUCGUUUGCGGCGGCGUUAACGUUGCCACUCUUCACCAUAUCCCUUUGAUGUUGGCUCUAGUUGUGGCUGCUGGAGCUGGCCAAGUUGUGAGUUGGCUGCAACGAAUGCGGUUGCCCGUUGGAUAACGAUAUGUAUGAUAUUGUAUAUAGAGUUGAGGUUAAUAUAUAUGUAUGUACUAAACGUAGCCUGAGUUUCGUGGCACACUUGGAAUUAGCUAAUGAACCCUAACAAUAACGAAAUCAGCAAAUCGGUUAAUGUCCACUCGUAAAAUAUAAGUUUUAUAUAAAUUAUAAAUAAAUUAGGACUACGAAAACAGUGACAAAUUGUCGCAUUUCAUAAGCGCCAAGCGGUCAGGAUUUAUAUUAAAUAACCAUAAACUAUAUCAAUAUAAUUUGAAUACUUCAACUAUUUUGACUAUGUUAAUCGAUAGCUACCCUAAACAGUUCCUACUAGACUCAUUACUCAAACUUUGACUUUUGGUUCAAUAAACUGUUUUCGAUGCAAUGUUUUAUGACUAUCUCGGAUUGGUUUAUGUAUGUGUUGUUUACCAUUACCAUUCGAUUCUCUUACCCUUAGCAAUUAUUUGUUUUAUAUAAUCAUUCCUUUGAACACCAUCAAAAGACCAGUAGGUAAUUUAAGAGCACCCCACUGUUACCUAACUGCUUGGCGCUGUGUCUUGGCCAACGUAAUUGUACUUAAUGCAAUUGAUUACAUAGACACAAAAAAAGAUACACACACACAGACACAGAUACACACGCAUCAGCGGACAUAUGAUGAUUCCUAAUAACUGAUAAAAGCCAUACUCACCCAGACACACAUACACACGCACACCCACAUUCACACCCACAUCCACUCCCCCCGAAAACACACUUGAACACAACUAGAGCGCAGUUAAUAAACACUUUUGCAUCUAUAGAAUUACUAGACGGAUAAGUUGUUAAUAAUAGUUUACAUGAGGUAUAAUAAUAUUAUAAUAUUUUUAAAAGCUGAAAACGAUUCUAGAUACAAAAUAUGGAAUACAAUUUAGCAGCAAG
This is a messenger RNA of Drosophila grimshawi, 5006 nucleotides long. Its product is annotated as chaoptin. NCBI's taxonomy places the organism in Eukaryota, Metazoa, Arthropoda, Insecta, Diptera, Drosophilidae. The transcript is spliced from 5 exons. Gene Ontology annotation, molecular function: protein binding. The coding region runs from base 1 to 4020 and encodes 1339 amino acids. The record is from RefSeq and is a predicted model, not a curated record.